AUGGCAUCAGCACCAAAAUAUGGUCUUAUUCUAUUAGGAAACAGUGGAGCUGGGAAAAGUUUUUUGGCCAAUCGAAUAUUAGAUGACGAUAAAGCGUUCGAAAGUAGAUUCUCAGCCAAAUCUGUCACUCGUCAUACUGAGUGGAAAGAAAUGACCAAGUCGAUUAAAAGCCGUAUUUAUUUAGUAGCUAAUAUUCCGGGUUUACUUGAAGCGGAUCAGAAAUUAGUUGAUGAAAAUCGCAAUGAAAUAAUGAAUGCAUUUAAAGCAUGUCCGUUGGCUAUAGUUAUCUUUGUAUUCGGUCAUAAGAAUGGAAGAAUUCCUGACGAAGAUUCACUAGCUUUCACACGCAUUAAUGAUGCUUACGAAUUUUCACCGCAAUCAUUAUUAAUUGUUAUUAAUGGAAUUCCAUCUAACCAAAUUGAUGAUUACGAAACGAGAACAGCAGAUUUGAUUCAUCAACUUACCCAUGCAAACAAAAAUCACAUCUACUUCAUCAAGAAAUCAACAUCGGAGGAGACCGAUAAAAUUAUUUCUGAUCUUUUACACAAGGGAAUAGAGAAAUGUGAACCGACUUAUCAUGAAAAGAAACAUGACAUUCAGUUGAUAAUUGAUGAAAUUUCUCAACUGAAAGCAUUAAGUAGAAUACGACAAGAUCAAAUACUGGCACAACAGGAAGAACAUUCCAAAAGAAAGAAAUCUAGUAUAUGUCAGGAACCAAUGCUGCAACAUCCUCAUUCUCAACCCCAGAGAUCAUCAAUAGAAACGGUUGACCCUAUAUGCGUACCCAAGGAAGAAGAAAUGGAAUUCAACGAAUAUCUCAAAGCUCAAGACAAACAAUUCAAUGAAACUUCUGCUGAAAUCGACGCACAAUUCCAUGAUCCACAUAGACUUAUCCUAUUACAAUUAGCCGAGCAAAUUCAAAGAGAUAGUAAUAGAAACAGAGAAAUGGUUGCUAACAUAUCGACACCGCCUGAUGUUAAUAUCGUUACUAAGAAGUCUGGAAAUCCAGUACGAAAAGCACUACAAAAAGUUGGAAAAGUAAUCGGUAAUGCUCGUGAAGCAAUUGAUGGCUUUUUCUAUCAGCAUCCUAAAAAUCUGAAUGAUAGUGAACAAGAUCAUCAUUCUUAUCAAGAUGCAACACUCUCUUCUCAUCCUUCUAAUCCUGCUAUCUGCAAGCAUCAAGACAAAUGA
Rotaria sp. Silwood2 is the source of this 1191-nucleotide messenger RNA. Lineage: Eukaryota; Metazoa; Rotifera; Eurotatoria; Philodinida; Philodinidae. The record is from the annotation of a GenBank genome assembly.